AUGCAAGUUAAGACUACUCUUCAGGUGUUGACUCUACAACGAGAGACUGACAAGGUUCUAGCGAGGAAGCAUAUGACAGCUUUCGCACCUGAUCUUAUACAUUCCCUUGAUGGGUCUCACAUGAUGAUAACAGCAGUUGCGGGUUUGAGUUUUGCAGGUGGUGGAGAGUUUCCAGAAGUCCUUCCCAAGCCUAACUUUUCCGCCAUUACCAUACCGAGGCGACUUUGGUCUGAGAUCAACAUACUUCUUCAACUGAGCUGCAGCGUAUUUUCAGGUUACAAAGGAACAAAGUAG
Messenger RNA from Microthlaspi erraticum, 294 nucleotides. The record is from the annotation of a GenBank genome assembly. NCBI's taxonomy places the organism in Eukaryota, Viridiplantae, Streptophyta, Magnoliopsida, Brassicales, Brassicaceae.